This is a messenger RNA of Mercurialis annua (annual mercury), 3465 nucleotides long. RefSeq lists its product as uncharacterized. The transcript has 14 exons. NCBI's taxonomy places the organism in Eukaryota, Viridiplantae, Streptophyta, Magnoliopsida, Malpighiales, Euphorbiaceae. Gene Ontology annotation, cellular component: CCR4-NOT complex. Bases 270 to 3059 code for a protein of 929 amino acids. Gene Ontology annotation, biological process: protein ubiquitination. The record is from RefSeq and is a predicted model, not a curated record. Gene Ontology annotation, molecular function: RNA binding; ubiquitin-protein transferase activity.
CAUUCAACUCCAUUUCUCUCUUCGGAUCCUGUUUUUAGCUUCACAGAUUUUGUUUUGAUUUCUUCAGAUUUAUUCGUUUGCUUUACUGUUUAUGUCAUCUCAAUUUUGCUGGAUCCAUUAGGUUAACUUUUUUAUUUUAUUUCUACUAAAUGUACGACUGACACUGUGCUGUUUGGCUUCUGUUGGAGAAUUUGAGAGAGAUAGAGAGAGAGAGACGACUUCUGGUUUUUGCUUUUAAUUUCGUUUCGAGUUUAAUUUUUUAGGCAAUCAUGAGUGAUAAGGGGGACAAAGUGUGCCCGUUGUGCACCGAGGAGAUGGAUUUGACUGAUCAACAAUUGAAGCCGUGCCAAUGUGGUUAUGAGAUUUGUGUUUGGUGCUGGAAUCAUAUCAUGGAAAUGGCUGAAAAGGAGAAAACUGAGGGUCUGUGCCCAGCAUGUCGCUCAAGUUAUGACAAAGAAAGAAUAGUUGGGAUGGCUGCUAACUGUGAAAGACUCGUUGCUGAAAUAAAUUCUGAGAGAAAAGUAAAAUCACAGAAGGCAAAGCCAAAACAACCUGAAGGAAGGAUGCAUCUCACCAACGUUAGAGUUAUUCAGCGGAAUCUUGUGUACAUAAUUGGAUUGCCUCUGAACCUUGCUGAUGAAGCUCUUCUUCAACGAAAAGAAUACUUUGGCCAAUAUGGAAAGGUAUUGAAGGUGUCUAUUUCUAAAACUUCAACUGGGGCUAUUCAGCAUUCUUCAAACAACAGCUGUUGCGUGUAUAUAACAUAUUCGAAAGAGGAUGAUGCUGUUCGUUGUAUUCAGUCAGUGCACAGUUUUGUCUUAGAAGGUAGACCUUUAAGGGCAUGCUUUGGAACCACCAAGUACUGUCAUUCAUGGCUUAGAAACUUGCCUUGCAGCAUCCCAGAUUGCUUGUAUUUGCAUGAGUUUGGCACUCAGGAAGACAGUUUUACAAAAGAUGAUUUAGUUUCUGCUUUUACAAGGAGUAAAGUUCCACAAAAUAUUGGUGCAACAAAUAAUUUGCAUCGACGUGCGGGAAAUAUGCUACCAUCCCCUACAGAUGACUAUGAUGAUAGAAAUGUAUUACCGACAGCUUUACUCGAUUGUAAAAGCUCUUUAAAUACUGUUGUGAGCUCUGACAGUGAAUCUUGUGCCGAUGGUGGUACUGAAAAAUCUAAAAUACUUCCUGCAGCAGCCUCAUGGGUGAUGCGAGUCUCUUCCAAUGUAGCUCCAGCUGCAUGUUUGUCAAGUUCAGCUGGAAAUCAUAAGCCUGAAACAUCAAGCGGGUCUCAAAUUCUCGCGUGUGAAGUUGUGAGCCCAAAAGGAUUUUAUAAUGUAAAAAACGAAUUAGCAGAACAAAGUUGUGAUAUUGCCAUACCAUCUACUGGCAGUUGGGGUUUAGGACUUGCUAGUCCAUCUUCUCCUGCAACUGUGAAUGAAGAUGAAGAUUUUCAAGCUGAUGAUGGAGACUUUCCUGGAUUAUGCUCGUCAAUAUCAUCAAUUAGCACGGCUAGCCAUCCUAAUGAUGAGAACUCUAGUUCUACUAUUCCAGAAAAUUCGUUUUACAACCAUAACUUGCCCACAACUCACAGCUCACACCAGGAUGUCAACAUACCUAUUGAGUCUUCAGCCUCACCAGCAUUGAGGAAAAGCUCAAUUGUUGAGGAUUUGUUAAGGUUUGAUGAUCAGCAGCUCAAAUGUUCUGGAGACACUGAUAAUCUACCAUCUACGUCUUGUUUAUUUCCUUCAAAACAGAAUUUGGCACAUUUAAGCUAUCGUUCUUGGCAGCAAGGUGAGAUAAAUGAUAGCAGCACAAAUGAUGCACAUCAAAGCACUGGACCAAUUAUAUGCAAUGAUGCUGCAUUACCACCGAGAUCUGGCAUGACAGUACCGUCUAGUGGGUUCUUUGAUAACCAACUUAGUAGCCAUUCAAAAGUGCACAGGACUUGUGAUUAUUCCAGUAUCUUGUCUGAUGUGUACAUGGAAGGAUGUGAUAAUGCUAAAGUUAGUUCUGACAGAAAGGCUUCUAUGGAUAUAGGGGAAAACAGCAUUAUAUCUAGUAUUCUGUCUUUGGAUAUGGAUUCAUGGGAAGAUACAUUGACGUCGCCUCAGAGCUUAGUCAAGUUGUUGAGUGAAACUGAUAAACAACACAGUAAAUUGAAAUUGCCAAGUAUAAGAAAAGCACAAGAUAGCAGUCAGUCGAGGUUCUCUUUUGCCAGACAUGAUGAUUUCAUUGAUCAGGGGUCUAAUCUGGGGCAAUGGCCUGCAAAGGUAAUUGGUACUUCUGCUCCUCAUCAUUCUAAUGAGAGCAAGUUUCUUGGCACGGACAACAAAUAUCGUGAUAUUUCUUCAAACCAUAGUUUUGUGGAAUCAAAUAGUUUACUCAGCAGUCAUCCUUUUGCAGCUUCUACAUUCCCAGUUUCUAAAGCUCCAACGUCUCCACCAGGAUUUUCCAUUUCAAGCAGAGCUGUACCACCGGGUUUUCCUAGUAAUGGGGCAUUGAACUAUGAAGCAAACUACAUCCCACACAAUUCUGCACUUUCCUCUAGGAAAUUUGGUGGCUCUGCUGAUGUUGAGUUCUUUGAUCCUGCAACUAUGGAAGUUGGUGAUGGGCUACUCGCAGCAAGGAUGAAUAAUUCAGGCUUUGACAUGAGGCCAGCUUUAUCAUCACAUCUUAGUCCGUUAAGUCAUGAUAGAGAGCUUCAGUUGCUGAUGCAGCAGCAAGUUUCUGUCAAGCAGAACCAUAGGUUAUCAGAUCACAUGAGUAGAUUCUCUUCUCCCCCAAAUGAUGCUUACAAUAUUCCAUCAAUGUUUAUGUGCCAAUCCCCUCCCAACAAUCCAUCUCCAUUUGCACAAAUGACAGCUCAACAAGUUAGGAAUGUACAUAUGUCAAGUGGCCGUUGGGGUAGUUGGGAUGAAAUCAAGAGUGUCAAUAAUUUGGGUACACCAGAAUAUCUCAUGAAUGGGAGGCUGGGAUUCAACAAAGUUAUUCCUAGUCACGAGGAUUUGAGAUAUCAGAUGUCCAGUUCCAGCAAUCUAUACAAUAGAGGAUUUGCCCUGUAACUUUCUUUUACUGAAGUUGAAGGUCCUUGAUGCUUGAAUAGACUAUGGAGGAUGCGACUGUAAAUGGCUCGGCUGACCUUGUUUUGAAUGAAAUCGGAUUUCUUGCACAUUGCUCUGUUGGAAACCACCAGGUUAGCUGGACCAAGAAUACCGGUUUUGGCAAAUAUAGUUGGGGCAUUUUGCUAUAGCGAUGCAGUAAAUCCUGUCGUAAUCGUCCAUUGAUAGAGGUUGAACGUCCUCAUUACUUGACAAGUAGGCAUGAGGUAGAAUUCAGUCGGAGCCACCUAGUUUAGACAAGUGUUAAAUCAGUGGAAUCUGUUGCUGUUUGUAGAAAUAUAAGAAUACAUCAACUUCAUGAGAAUGAAAUAUCGUAAUGGUAUUAAUCAGCUUUUGCUUGUGUUUUAUA